AUGAUCGGUAGUACUGCUCGUCAUAGGGCAUUAGCCUAUCGUGAUGUCCCUGCGGGCUCCACCGUUGAUACCUCGAUCACCACGGAAGUGUUAUUAACAUAUGACGUAGAGAAUAUGCUGAUAACAUUCAUGGCAAUUAUCGCUGGUUUGAUGAUACUGUAUCUAAUCGCCAUGAUCGUGAUUCGAGUCCAUUAUAAGGCAUGUGCUGAAGAAAUGCUUCAUGAAUUAGAAACACAGCACCAGGCCAAGAAAGGAAAGACCCCAUCACCAUUCGCAAUGACAAUGCGUAAGGAUGAACAGGAAAAAGAUGAGUAUGUACCAGUGAGUAAAAUGCGAGAUGGCCAUCAUGCACUGUACUGGAAGGGUGAUCAGGUCGCAGCCAUUCUUCACCACGCAGCCCUGGCUCCCGUCUUACCGACACUUGAACAACCUGAAAAGAAUGUGGAAAUAUCAAAUUAUCGAAAUACUAAUGCGGCCGUUAGAGGUUGUGACGACAUCUCCAGACUUAUGCUAAUCGGCGACUUCAUCCUUCUGGGCAACCGCUUGCAGGAACAAUUCCCGAAAGGGCGAAACGGAUUGCUGUACUUCCGAUCGGAAACCGUAGAGCUUCAAAACGUCCUAAAACUCAUCUCAAGUUCCCACACUACGGUAAUUUCUGAGUUUUGCCCAUUACCGCCUGAAACGGCUAUUGUUAGUCGUGGUGUUUGCUUCCGUCAGAGCAAAAAUUGA
Haemonchus placei is the source of this 729-nucleotide messenger RNA. The record is from the annotation of a GenBank genome assembly. Lineage: Eukaryota; Metazoa; Nematoda; Chromadorea; Rhabditida; Trichostrongylidae.